UUCGGCGGGAGAACGAAAUUCUCACAUUUUUUUUUGGCGUCCAGGCAAAAGUUUUGGACGAUUUUGUGGCCGCAAAGAUGAUCAAACGGAAGCCCACACGUAUCGAGCUGAAGCUGGAUGACCUUGACGAAUUCGAAGCGGUGAAAAAGGAGGUAGAAGAGCGUCGAAAACAGCGGAACAACGAACUACUCGGGCUCGGAACACAGGGCCAGGGGGAGGGCGCCGCUGCCGCUACAACCAACGGAGAAUCUUCCCCGCCGUCGGCUAAAACCAAGACCGAUAAAAUCCACGAGCGGAUCGGGUACGACCCGACGCCUUUACCUGACGCCACGGCGAGAGUCGGCACCCUACCCUCACCGCCUCCGCCACCUGGUGGACAGCCGCCGCCUAGAUAGCGGGAUGUGGACUUGAUCAACUUCAAGAUGUAGGGAUGGUUUUGGAGCACACGGAACUAUCGAGCUAUCAAGUAACAUCGACUUCAUAUGACGGGAAGAAGACACUUUGUUUGUGACUGUACGAUGGUAGAGAGAGAGAGAGAGAGAGAGGACACCGAACUAUCAAGCUAUCAAGCACACCGACUCCAUACAACGGCAUGAAGAGCAGAAGACACUUUGUUGCUGUACGAUGGACUUGAUUGCAGAACUUGCAUGUGGCAGCGAGAAUACUAUGGCUUGGACAUGCUGUUAUUCGUUGUUGAGGACUGUUUUAUUAGCUUCACUGAGUAUUAUAAAAAUAUGCAUAUAA
This is a messenger RNA of Branchiostoma belcheri (Belcher's lancelet), 744 nucleotides long. Its product is annotated as anaphase-promoting complex subunit CDC26-like. Gene Ontology annotation, biological process: anaphase-promoting complex-dependent catabolic process; protein K11-linked ubiquitination; regulation of mitotic cell cycle. Lineage: Eukaryota; Metazoa; Chordata; Leptocardii; Amphioxiformes; Branchiostomatidae. The record is from RefSeq and is a predicted model, not a curated record. Gene Ontology annotation, cellular component: anaphase-promoting complex. The transcript has a single exon. Bases 78 to 395 code for a protein of 105 amino acids.